Messenger RNA from Acanthisitta chloris (rifleman), 2541 nucleotides. RefSeq names its product family with sequence similarity 160, member B1 (gene FHIP2A). The annotation marks the transcript as partial. The record is from RefSeq and is a predicted model, not a curated record. Lineage: Eukaryota; Metazoa; Chordata; Aves; Passeriformes; Acanthisittidae. The transcript has 16 exons.
CUCGCACCUUCCCUUCCAUUACAAGAAGAUUUUGUUUACCACUGGAAAGCCAUCACCCAUUACUACAUAGAGACCUCAGAUGACAAAGCUCCUGUGACUGAUACCAACAUUCCUUCUCACCUGGAACAGAUGUUGGAUAUUCUAGUUCAAGAAGAAAAUGAGAGGGAAUCGGGUGAAACAGGACCAUGUAUGGAAUAUUUGCUACAUCACAAGAUUUUGGAGACACUCUACACACUAGGAAAAGCUGAUUGUCCUCCAGGAAUGAAACAGCAAGUUCUGGCUUUUUAUACAAAACUUCUUGGAAGAAUACGACAACCUCUUCUUCCCCACAUAAAUGUGCAUAGGCCAGUGCAGAAAUUAAUCAGGCUCUGUGGUGAAGUUCUGGCAACACCAACAGAAAAUGAAGAAAUUCAGUUUCUCUGUAUAGUAUGUGCAAAGCUGAAACAAGAUCCAUACCUGGUCAACUUCUUCCUUGAGAAUAAGUUAAAAGCAAUGGCUUCCAAAGGAUCGGCCAGUGUCAUCACAGAAGACAUGGUAAAAGACCAAGACUCUGUAACAACAGACACAGGACAGCCUGUCCAUCCUGAAGAGAUGCCCAGUGCUGCUGGAGCUGAGCACAUGGGGGAAGAUGAGCUCCCACAACAGGCAGAUGAUCUCUCUUUCAGUCUGGAUGAACUAAAUGUCACAUCAUCACCUGAGCCCUCCACUGUUUGUCCAAAUCAAGACUAUAAUUUAGUGAAUUCUCUACUAAACCUCACUAAAAGUCCUGACGGCCGGAUAGCAGUGAAGGCCUGUGAAGGCCUCAUGCUUUUGGUGAGUUUGCCAGAACCAGCAGCUGCCAAGUGCCUGACUCAAAGCACUUGUUUAUGUGAAUUGUUGACAGACAGGCUGGCCACCCUCUACAAAGCCCUGCCUCAGUCACUGGAUCCCUUAGACAUUGAAACAGUGGAGGCAAUUAACUGGGGUUUGGAUUCCUAUAGCCACAAAGAAGAUGCAUCUGCUUUUCCAGGGAAAAGAGCGUUGAUUUCGUUUCUUUCUUGGUUUGACUACUGUGAUCAACUCAUCAAAGAAGCACAAAAGACAACUGCUGUUGCUAUGGCAAAAGCUGUGCGGGAACGAUUUUUCAUUGAUGUUAUGGAACCUCAGCUGAUGCAAACUUCAGAGAUUGGAAUCCUCACAUCAACUGCACUCUUGCAUCGCAUUGUUCGUCAGGUGACUUCAGAUGUCCUACUGCAGGAACUGGUGUAUUUUAUACUGGGAGAACACAGAGAGCCAGAAACUUUGACAAACAUCAACAGACAUCCGCUGCGACACAGGUUAAUUGAACACUGUGAUCACAUCUCUGAUGAGAUCAGCAUAAUGACUUUACGAAUGUUUGAGCACCUUUUGCAAAAACCCAAUGAGCACAUUCUUUAUAAUUUGGUUCUGAGAAAUCUAGAAGAAAGAAACUAUAUAGAAUACAAGCCUCUCUGUCAAGAAGAUAAAGAUGUGGUAGAGAAUGGACAGAUUGCUGGAGCAGUAGACUUGGAGGAAGAUCCGUUAUUUACUGAUCUGUCUCCAGAUAACACGUUGUCAGCUCAGGAGUGGCUCAGUGCUUCUCCACCUGUCAGUCCAGAACAUCCAAAAAAUGAUGGGAAGACUGAAGUCCAUAAAAUUGUAAAUAGUUUUCUCUGUCUUGUACCUGAUGAAGCUAAGUCAUCAUACCAUGUGGAGGGUACAGGUUAUGAUACUUACCUCAGAGAUGCCCACAGACAAUUCCGGGAUUAUUGUGUCGUUUGCUUACGCUGGGAGUGGCCUGGAUCUCCCAGAUCUUUGGAGAAGUGCAAUUUAGAAGCGCCAUUUUUUGAAGGACACUUCUUGAAAGUCCUGUUUGAAAGAAUGGGCAGGAUUCUUGAUCAGCCCUAUGAUGUGAAUUUACAAGUUACGUCAGUGUUGUCCAAACUGUCCCUGUUUCCCCAUCCCCAUAUACAUGAAUACCUGUUGGAUCCUUAUGUAAACCUUGCCUCUGGCUGCAAGUCUCUCUUCUCUGUGAUAGUCAGGGUGGUUGGCGACCUCAUGGUUAGAAUCCAGCGCAUCCCAGAUUUCACUCCCAAACUUCUGCUGGUCAGAAAACGCCUGCUGGGCAUGGAGCCAGAAGGGCCCAUCAUUGACCACAUGACGUUACUAGAGGGCGUGAUAGUGCUGGAGGAGUUCUGCAAGGAGCUGGCAGCGAUCGCCUUUGUGAAGUACCACGCCUCAGCCACGCCGUAGGCAGCCUUGGUGGAGCCAGGCUGAGCCACCACCUGGCUGGGUUCAGCCAAGGGUCUGUUGACAACACCCGGAUGAGAAGAGGUGGUGCCUCCUGGCAGCGUCAGAAUUGGAAGAGAAGUUCCUUUCACCAGAUGUUGGAUUGCAAGAGAGAGGGAUCCGAAUGGACCUAGAAUAUGAGUGAAGGCAUUAUUGGAAAAACCAAUACAUAGCAUUUCUAGCCACUGUGUGAAGAGCUGCAGAAGCUGCAUGAAGAACCACAGACAUCAGACCUUGGUUAUUCUAAUGGCAAUG